AUGUCUUACGAGCAGAGCCAGCUGACCAAACUCCGGCGCUCCGCGAAGCGGGGAAGCUAUGACAAAGGAGUGGUGAACGAGAUCCUCGACUCGGCACUGGUGGCGCAUGUGGGCUACGUUGAUGCUGAAGGUCUGGCGAAGGUGAGCCCCAUGAUUUUUGGAAGGGAGGGCGAGACAUUAUACCUCCACGGCCAUGUCAGCGCCGGUGUGCUACGAAACGGUUCCGUCAAUGUGUGUUUCUGCGUCACCUUGGAAGACGGCCUGGUGCUGGCCAGGGCUGACAUGCACUCCAGCAUGAACUACCGCUGCGUCAUUGUGCAUGGUGAGGCCACAGAGAUACCUUCAAGUGAGGAUUCCGAGAAGCGUCACGGGCUUGAAAUCAUCACGAACCACAUGUGCGAAAAUCGGACAAAACAAACGAGGCCCAUGACAAAGGCGGAAGUGGACUCAACUCGGGUGCUCAAACUCAAGUUGGAGGACGGCAAGGUGAGUGCCAAGAUCCGUGCAGAGGGGGCCAACGAUGACAAGGAGGACGUUGAGCAGUUGGCGCACAUCUGGGCUGGCGUUAUUCCCAUUACACGAGUCUACGGGCCACCCGAAAACAACCACGACUCGAAGGCCACCCCUCCCUUGAACGUCACGGGCUACCCCAAGUUCCGGUCAGGCGGCCAGCUUCGGAAUGCCCGUCUCGAUGGAUGGGAUGCCGCUUUGCUUUCUGCGCUGGGAGUCACAGCCUGCGGACUCGGCGUCCUGCUUGGAUGCGCCCUGUCGAGGAGGGCGACCUAG
Messenger RNA from Symbiodinium pilosum, 786 nucleotides. Lineage: Eukaryota; Dinophyceae; Suessiales; Symbiodiniaceae. The record is from the annotation of a GenBank genome assembly.